UUCCUCUGACAUGACAUGUUUGCGGCAGUGUCGGCGCUGCUGGCCUUCAAGCGGGCGGUGAUCGAGGACCCGCACGCGGCGCUGGCCGACUGGACGGGCGCCGACGGCGACGCCUGCGACUGGCGCGGCGUCGCCUGCUCCUCGCCCCACGGCUCCGUCGUCUCCCUGAGGCUGUCGAACGCGUCGCUCAAGGGGUUCAUCGCGCCGGAGCUCGGGCAGCUCAUCUUCUUGCAAGAGCUGUAUUUGGAUCACAACCUGCUCUUCGGCACGAUCCCGAAGCAGCUGGGAUCGCUGAGGAACCUCAGGGUCCUGGAUUUGGGCGCUAACCGGCUGGCUGGCCCUAUACCUCCUGAGCUGAGUGGACUCAACAGCGUGAGCGUAAUAAACUUGCAUUCCAACGGGCUAACCGGGAACAUACCACCGCAGCUGGGCAAGCUACCAAAUCUUGUCCAGCUUAGGUUGGACAGGAACAGGCUCAAAGGGUCAAUUCCUGGUGGCAAUGCUACUGGUUUUUCUCCAAUGGCAGAUACCGGGUCCACGGCUCACAGUGGACUAUGCCCGUCUCCUCGAUUAAGUGUUGCAGAUUUCUCCUUCAACUUCCUUGUUGGAAAAAUCCCAAUUUGUUUGAAGUAUCUUCCAAGGUCAAGUUUUCAGGGGAACUGCUUCCAGGAUGAGUACUCUAUCCGACAACGCGCUCAUCAAAUUUGUGCAAGUGCGUCUACAGCUGCUAAUUUAAAGGGAUUCAAACGCCCCGCUUCCGAGCAUAAGCAUGAUAAAGUGCAGCAACCGACUUGGCUUAUUGUUUUGGAAAUCGCAACCGGUGCUCUUCUGCUUGUUUUCCUGAUCACUGGUGCAAUUACUGCCUCCAGAAGCUGCAACCUAAAGCCUUCUAUAAGAAUAUCAUCAUGGAGUAGAUCAAAAAGUUGGAGCGACGAGAUAACAGUACUCAUUGAUUCAGAUACGCUGAAAAGUUUGCCAAAGUUGAGUCGCCAGGAACUUGAAGUAGCAUGUGAAGAUUUUAGCAACAUUAUUGGCUCAACUCCGGAGACUGUAGUCUACAAAGGAACAAUGAAGGAUGGACCUGAGGUUUCUGUCAUAUCAUUAUGCGCCUUUGAAGGUCACUGGACUAGCCAGCAUGAGCUCUUUUACCAAAACAAGGUUAUUGAUCUGGCAAGGCUGAAUCAUGAGAACAUAGCAAAGUUUCUGGGCUAUUGCAGAGAGAGUGACCCUUUCUCCAGGAUGUUAGUCUUUGAGUACGCAUCAAAUGGUACCCUGUACGAGCACCUACACUAUGGGGAAGCGGCCCAAUUCUCUUGGCUCAGACGAAUGAAAAUAGCCAUCGGCAUCGCCCAAGGUUUAAGGUAUCUGCACACCGAGUCACAGCCUCCGUUCGCUAUAUCAGAGCUGAACUCCAACUCAGUUUAUGUUACAGAAGAUUUUACUCCCAAGCUGGUCGACUUUGAGUGCUGGAAAAUGCUGUUUUCGAGACAAGAGAAGGCGCUCGGCCACUUCAACAGCAAAGCCUCUUUCCCUAGCCGGGACUCUUCUGAGGAUAAGUACAUGGACAUCCAAGGCAACACGUUUGCCUUUGGAGUGAUCUUGCUCGAGAUCAUCAGCGGGCGGCUUCCUUACUGCAAGGACAAAGGCUACUUGGUAGACUGGGCCAUCAAGUACCUCCAGCAGCCGGAGGAGAUCGGGAAGCUGGUCGACCCGGAGCUGACGAACGUGCGGACGGAGGACCUGGCGGUGAUCUGCAGCGUGGUGAGCCGGUGCGUCGACCCCGACCCGUCCAAGCGGCCAUCGAUGCAGAUCAUCGCUGGGGCCCUGGAGACCGGCAUCGACCUCUCCGCGGCCGGCAUCCUCAAGGAGUCGUCCCUGGCGUGGGCGGAGCUCGCCCUCUCGUUGUAGCACACGCCUCGCCUCACCUCGUCCCACUGUAGAUUUUCGUCAAUGCUAACACUGAUUUGUUGCGUGCCAUCAUCUUCUCCGCCUUGUUGGCUCCACGUAUACGACGCUUGGUAAAGCGGGUGAGGGGGCUGGCUGGGUUUAGCUCGGAUUCUCGGGUACCGCUCGCCCAGCAGUUGGGCCGCCAUGUAAUUCUGUGUGCCUUAAUUAGUUGUAUGUUUCAGUGUGGGGGCUCAGAAA
Triticum dicoccoides is the source of this 2145-nucleotide messenger RNA. RefSeq names its product probable LRR receptor-like serine/threonine-protein kinase At1g63430. The record is from RefSeq and is a predicted model, not a curated record. Gene Ontology annotation, molecular function: protein kinase activity; protein binding; ATP binding. NCBI's taxonomy places the organism in Eukaryota, Viridiplantae, Streptophyta, Magnoliopsida, Poales, Poaceae. The coding region runs from base 16 to 1908 and encodes 630 amino acids. Gene Ontology annotation, biological process: protein phosphorylation. The transcript has 12 exons.